CGAUUGCGAAUGCGAGUUGCACUUGCAACGGAAAGUUCGGAAAUAUUUGCUAAUAGUUUUUGCUUUUUUUUAUGUUAUGAUAUAAUUUAUUUGUAAGUUUACAGUGCUGUGAUCCUUAGAAAGAAUGACGUGAAGAUUUGAUAAGAAACUAAGAAGUUACCUAAUUAUUGAGUAGAAGAGAAAAUACUCACAUUUUCCAUCUCAUUUGCUUAGUAGUCACUAGUCAGUGCACAUCUAAAAUGACGACUCCAAGCGGUUCUCAGCCAGCGGCAUCAGUGCAAGAGUUCAAAAUUCGAGUGCCCAAAAACGUAAAGAAGAAAUAUCAUGUUAUGAGAUUUAACGCCACACUCAAUGUGGACUUUGCAAAAUGGACUCAUGUGAAGAUGGAGAGAGAGAACAACAUCAAAGAGUUCAAAGGGCUGGAGGAAGACAUGCCAAAAUUUGGGGCUGGCUCAGAAUAUGGAAGAGAUAUGAGGGAAGAGGCAAGAAGGAAGAAGUUUGGUAUUAUAUCCAGGAAAUAUAAACCUGAGGACCAACCUUGGAUAUUAAAAGUUGGUGGUAAAACUGGUAAGAAGUUCAAGGGUAUAAGAGAGGGUGGUGUGUCGGAGAACACUGCCUACUAUGUGUUCACACACGCUGCUGACGGAGCAAUAGAUGCAUAUCCUUUGCAAGAAUGGUACAACUUUCAGCCUAUACAGAGAUACAAAGCACUUUCCGCUGAAGAAGCUGAGCUGGUAUUUGGAAGACGCAAGAAAGUGAUGAACUACUUCUCGCUGAUGUGUCGUAAGCGCAUGCGCGGGGACGACGCCGCCGACGACGCCGACGACCCCGACGACAAGAAAACCAAGAACUCCAAGGCCAAGAUGGACUUGAAAAUAUCUGAAAUGGACGAAUGGAUCGACUCGGACGACGAGUCGUCGGACUCCGACGGAGAGAAGGAGAAAGAAAAAGACGAGAGUGAUACCGAUCAGAAGAAAAAGAAGAAGAAAGGUGCUGUAGGCAAGAAGAAGAAGAAGGUGCAGAACGAGGCGUUCGAGGAGAGCGACGACGGCGACGAGGAGGGCCGCGAGCGCGACUACAUCUCCGACUCCUCCGAGAGUGAAUCAGAUCACGAGACGAAAGCGAACAAGGAGCUGAAGGGAGUCGCGGAAGAGGACGCGCUCAGAAAGCUGCUGACGUCAGACGAAGGCAGCUCGGAGGAGGAGGGGCAGAAGUCGGACGCGUCGGAGAAGGAGGACGAGCCCACCAAGGAGGGCGAGGAGCGCGCGAGCAAACUCACCAAGAAGAAGAAGAAGACGGAUGACAAUAAAAAAGAAUCAAGCACAGAGUUCAGUUCCGAUUCGGACACCGAUCCAGAGUCCAGCGCGCCCAAAAAGCCCAAGAAGGCCAAAAAUGGGGACACCAAAAACGCAGGAGCGAGCACAUCUGCAGCAGCAGCGAGCACGAGCGGCGCGAACAGCGCGGCGGCGGCGGCGGCGGUGGCGGCGGCCAACGCGGCUGCCAACGCGCCGCCCGCCAAGAAACCCAAAAUGGACACCUCGUACACCGAGUGCGGCGUAACGGAGGAGGCGGUGCGGCGGUACCUGGCCCGCAAGCCGAUGACGACCACCGAGCUGCUCACCAAGUUCAAGUCCAAGCGGUCCGGCGUCUCCAGCGAGCGGCUCGUCGAGACCAUGACCCAGAUCCUCAAGCGCAUCAACCCCGUCAAGCAGAACAUCAACGGCAAGAUGUACUUGAGCAUCAAGCAGACAUAGUUGAAAAUGUUAAUGGAGUUCCUCUCAUUCAUUCAGCACGAAGCAGAUUUGUAUUAAAAUUGUUAAUGGAGUUCCUUUAUUGAAUGGUACUGUGUUAGAAAUUUCAUAGACUUGGGCUUUGUCACACUAGCCAUUUGCGGACGGAGCGGUUGCCCGUUGGUUAUGUAUUAUGAUCUAGUUACCGCCGUGCAACCGAUUCACACAUGAACCGCUAGUGUGAUAAGGCUAGCUAAGUUACUUGGUCAAGUUAUUUCAAGCUCAGUUGAUAUUGACUUAAAAUACAACCAAAGGCUAACUUUGACUUGUAACCAAAUAAUGUAGGCCCGUAAUAUGCUUACAAAUCGACUUCUCUCAUGAUAUCAAUAAAAAUAAUUCGAAAACUGCGUACAAAGGAAGUAAAUGACUAUUGACUGCAUACUAACUUACUGUAGCCCAUGGGUAAGUUAGAAAGAAUUGCAUCGUAAAGAUGACAUAGCAGUUACCAGAAAAUUUAUACUUGAUCUACACUAUGAAAGACCGACUGAUUUAAUUUCCUCUUUUUCUCUUUUUGAUUUCGUAUAUAUUAAUGUAUUAAUUUGCGUACCUAAAAAUUGUUCUAAUGUAUUAGAACAAUUUUUAGGUACGCAAAUGUGUAAAUAGAUUCAUAUUUCUGUUGAAAGCAGUAUCGAAUUGUUAAUGUAAUUUACACUGGACAAUAUUUACAUGGUUUUUUCUAUAAAUUGUAAUAACCAAAGAAACUUUGUUA
Aricia agestis (brown argus) is the source of this 2499-nucleotide messenger RNA. It is a transcript of the gene TfIIFalpha, whose product is annotated as general transcription factor IIF subunit 1. Gene Ontology annotation, molecular function: DNA binding; RNA polymerase II general transcription initiation factor activity; TFIIF-class transcription factor complex binding. The transcript is spliced from 14 exons. NCBI's taxonomy places the organism in Eukaryota, Metazoa, Arthropoda, Insecta, Lepidoptera, Lycaenidae. Gene Ontology annotation, cellular component: nucleus; transcription factor TFIIF complex. Gene Ontology annotation, biological process: transcription initiation at RNA polymerase II promoter; positive regulation of transcription elongation by RNA polymerase II. The coding region runs from base 240 to 1754 and encodes 504 amino acids. The record is from RefSeq and is a predicted model, not a curated record.